GAAGUAUGUCACCGGAGAUUUGUUCUCCUGUCCACGCGAUGAAUCCUUGGCCCACUGCAUCAGUGAAGACUGUCGCCUGGGAGCAGGCAUAGCGGUGAUGUUCAAGAAGAAGUUUGGUCGAGUCUCAGAGUUAAAGAAGCAGAAGAAGCUGCCGGGGCAGUGUGCUGUCCUGACACAUGAUCAACGUUUCAUCUACUAUCUGAUCACAAAGAAAAAAGCCAGCCAGAAACCCACGUAUGUCAACCUAAGACAGAGUCUGGAAGACAUGAAAUCUCACUGCUUAGAAAAUGGUGUCAAUAGGAUAUCAAUACCUCGGUUUGUAGAAACUACUGUGGAUAAAUAA
Messenger RNA from Xiphophorus couchianus (Monterrey platyfish), 343 nucleotides. Its product is annotated as ADP-ribose glycohydrolase OARD1-like. Lineage: Eukaryota; Metazoa; Chordata; Actinopteri; Cyprinodontiformes; Poeciliidae. Bases 98 to 343 code for a protein of 81 amino acids. Gene Ontology annotation, biological process: peptidyl-glutamate ADP-deribosylation. The record is from RefSeq and is a predicted model, not a curated record. The transcript has 3 exons.